Messenger RNA from Bombina bombina (fire-bellied toad), 1233 nucleotides. It is a transcript of the gene POLR2E, whose product is annotated as RNA polymerase II, I and III subunit E. Gene Ontology annotation, molecular function: DNA-directed RNA polymerase activity; DNA binding. The record is from RefSeq and is a predicted model, not a curated record. NCBI's taxonomy places the organism in Eukaryota, Metazoa, Chordata, Amphibia, Anura, Bombinatoridae. Gene Ontology annotation, biological process: DNA-templated transcription. Gene Ontology annotation, cellular component: RNA polymerase II, core complex; RNA polymerase III complex; RNA polymerase I complex. The transcript has 7 exons. The coding region runs from base 91 to 723 and encodes 210 amino acids.
UGUUUGGGGUCCUAAUAAUAUUCAGGCAGUGGUUGGUUAGCUUCGGUGAGUCCUCGCGCUUUUCGAGUUUGCUAGUCUCGUGGUGUAAUCAUGGACGAUGAAGAGGAAACUUAUCGGCUCUGGAAGAUCAGGAAAACUAUUAUGCAGUUAUGUCAUGAUCGAGGUUACUUGGUGACACAGGAUGAGUUGGAUCAGACACUUGACGAAUUCAAGGCUCAGUUUGGAGACAAGCCAAGUGAGGGGCGUCCUCGUCGUACAGAUCUGACUGUACUGGUUGCCCAUAAUGAUGACCCCACAGAUCAGAUGUUUGUGUUCUUCCCAGAGGAGCCAAAAGUUGGGAUAAAGACCAUCAAGAUGUAUUGUCAGAGGAUGCAGGAGGAGAAUAUCACUCGGGCUAUUAUAGUGGUGCAGCAAGGAAUGACUCCAUCUGCUAAGCAGUCACUGGUAGAUAUGGCUCCUAAGUACAUUUUGGAACAGUUUCUGCAGCAAGAGCUUCUGAUAAACAUCACUGAACAUGAGCUGGUUCCUGAGCAUGUGGUUAUGACUAAAGAUGAAGUGACAGAGCUUUUGGCUCGAUAUAAAUUGCGAGAGUCCCAGCUCCCCCGUAUCCAGGCUGGAGAUCCAGUGGCCAGAUAUUUUGGACUGAAGCGUGGUCAGGUGGUUAAAAUUAUUCGUCCUAGUGAGACUGCUGGUCGAUAUAUUACCUAUCGAUUAGUGCAGUGAGAAAUUGCUCUCGGUAAGCUUUGAUCAGUCUGCAGUUAUGUACAGGAUUUACUGGGCUGCCUUCAUCUGCAACAUUUCAGUUAAAUACUGACCUCAGUCUUAAGAAGAUGUAACGCACCAUGGAAAAGCACAGACUGUUUUUUUAAGACGGUAGUUUCACUUUAUUUUAAGUAAAAGGACAAACCUCUGAAGCGUUUAUUUGCUGAUCAAUAUGGAAGUACUUGCUUCUUGUAAACAUAAAUUCCUGAUAUCUACACGUACAACUAAAUAAGAUGGUGCCAGGAACUCUAACGAAGUUAAUAAUCUGCUUAAAGCAGUUGCAUUUGUAUCUUUUAUGACAUGUUAUUCUUUGCUGUAUAUAGGUUUGGUUUAAUAAUUUGUUUUAUACACAGGAUAAGUUUCUUUCACACUCUGUAUUAGAACAGGCACUAUGUGUGUUGCUUUUAUAAAGUGAUUAUGCUAGUUCUGUUCAGAAUGAUGGGAAGAAUAAAGAUGUGUUGUAAACCAGAA